This is a messenger RNA of Phycodurus eques (leafy seadragon), 1347 nucleotides long. RefSeq names its product oxidative stress responsive serine-rich 1 (gene oser1). Gene Ontology annotation, biological process: cellular response to hydrogen peroxide. The coding region runs from base 390 to 1235 and encodes 281 amino acids. The transcript is spliced from 4 exons. The record is from RefSeq and is a predicted model, not a curated record. NCBI's taxonomy places the organism in Eukaryota, Metazoa, Chordata, Actinopteri, Syngnathiformes, Syngnathidae.
AAUCGCAUUCGCUUGACGUCGCGUUUGCUUGUUUUUGUGUGUGUGUGACGUCAGCGGUUGCAGGACACAAGCGCAGUCGCGAUAGACGACGACGGCCGCAUACUUCUUAUUUGGAAGAUUAGUCUUACUUUUUAUCAUUAUUGUUAUUCUCCUCGUCACGUUCACUUGACGUCACUCUUGGUGUUUUCAACGUGUUCGGAGCAGUUGGCGUCGUUGUUGUCAGCUAGCCGGACUGUUAGCAUUGUGAGCUAGCUAACUCGUUCGCUGCUGAGCGUGGCCGUCCUCGAGGCCCCUCGGGCGGGUUCGACGGCCUCUAUGUGCGUUGUGGAUCCGGUGGUCGGCGCGGCGUGGACUUUGUGAACAAGCCUGGGGUCCGCGGCGGGUCCACCAUGGCAGCGGGGGGUCCGGAGCGCGAGGACGAAACGCUGCGGACGGCCUUCAAGAAGCUGCGAGUGGACGCCGACAGCGCGCUCGGCGGCGGUCCCGAGACUCCUCGAGUGGCGGCGCGGGAUGCCGCCGCGCCAAAGUCCAAACACGGCGGGACCAAGGAUAACCGGCACGGCUGCGUGAGGAAAACGUCACGAGGACCGAGUCGAACGCAGCGGCGGCGGCGCUCCAAGUCUCCCAUCCUGCACCCCCCGAGGUUCACCUUCUCCACAAUGCCGCCCCCCGCGGGAGCCCUCCAGCACCACACGGAGCUCGGACCCCCAUCCCCCGCCGGGUUCGGAGCACCGUGCGCUAGGGUGACGCCCGUCGGGGGGGCACCGCGAGAUCUCCCGGCUGCUGCUUCCCCAUCUGAUCUUCCCGGGAAGGACGAGGAAGGUUCAGGAAGCGUUCGGGAAAGGGACAGCGGCGACUUUGGAGUUUUAUCCAAGCGUCACGGCGGCGGCCCGUGCACGUGUCCGCCCCCAGACGGCGACACGGAUGGCCGGGACAAAGCGAGCGGCGCGGCGGCCCCGUGCGGCUGCGCGUUCAAAGUAGGCGCUUGGGGCGGCGCGGCGGCGUAUUCGUUCACCGGACUGCGCGACGUCAUCUCGGAGUGCGAGCGGCGCGGCCGAGCCCCGCCCGCCAGGACCAGCGGCGCCGCCCUCUCGCCGGCCUCCCCUCGCUCGUGCUCGUCGCAGGCACUCGUCUCCGUCGACGACGUCACCAUGGACGACCUGGCGGGAUACAUGGAGUUCUACCUCUACAUCCCCAAGAAGAUGUCGCACAUGGCCGAGAUGAUGUACACGUGAACACGUGACGAUCGCGUAUGAAGACAGAAUGGUCACGGGCGGCAUGACCCCGUGAUGACGUACACGCAGUUUCUUCCUGCUGUUCCUGCUUCAAUAAAGUUCAAUGUUUGAA